Messenger RNA from Cryptococcus amylolentus CBS 6039, 630 nucleotides. RefSeq lists its product as hypothetical. Bases 1 to 630 code for a protein of 209 amino acids. The record is from RefSeq and is a predicted model, not a curated record. The transcript is spliced from 5 exons. Lineage: Eukaryota; Fungi; Basidiomycota; Tremellomycetes; Tremellales; Cryptococcaceae.
AUGUCUUCCCUGCUUUCAACCGACACAGUCCUCAGCGAAGUGCACGAAACCUCCCACCAGUUUCAACCCUGCGCCGUCGUCUCUGGAAAAGCCGACAACGCAACGAGGCUGAAAGACGCCAACAGAGGAAUCUCAAACACCAAACAGUCCGUGGACGGGCGCUUAAAGGCCAAGCAAAUGCAUGUGAACCGCGAUACUCCAAGAUCUAGGGCAGGCAAACUAGUUCUUAGAUGUUCACCGCGCAAACAGCAUGACUGUCACCCAGGUCAUUGUCGACGUUUUUGCUCCCAUGCCGAGGGGGAAGAGCCAAUUUGGGGAACCAACCGACUGCCAGAGCAUGUAGUCUGCUCUUUUGAUGUAUCAAGGGUUCUGAAAGCAGUACUUCAGCUCACAAACAGAAUCCAGAACUCGUGCAUGGUCACUCGUCGUUUCUUCCAACAAUGCUGCAGGGCGAAGAGCGUCGACUACAAGAGGCUGAGCACGUCCUGCUCGACCAAUUUCAGCUCCAUGUACGAGUUUCUUCGUGGAGUCUUACACCUUCGCGAUGGGCAUCAUCUCUUUAUUCUCAAAGCAGAUGAAGAGAGUCCCCCUUGCCGCAAUAUACACGUCGCCAAUGGAGAAGCUACAUGA